This is a messenger RNA of Sardina pilchardus (European sardine), 2891 nucleotides long. It is a transcript of the gene degs2, whose product is annotated as delta(4)-desaturase, sphingolipid 2. Gene Ontology annotation, biological process: sphinganine metabolic process; ceramide biosynthetic process. Lineage: Eukaryota; Metazoa; Chordata; Actinopteri; Clupeiformes; Clupeidae. The coding region runs from base 830 to 1690 and encodes 286 amino acids. The record is from RefSeq and is a predicted model, not a curated record. Gene Ontology annotation, molecular function: sphingolipid delta-4 desaturase activity. The transcript is spliced from 3 exons. Gene Ontology annotation, cellular component: membrane.
GACACUAUGGCCUGCUUACAUAUUCUCGCGAGAUUGUCUAUGGCGCACACAUUCGAGCGUGAGAAAAACUCAAUCAGUUCAUCCUCUCUAAACUGAAAGCGCCCAAUCAUCAUACACUCACAACAACUGAUCUUGAACCCUCUUUGCAGAGAGAACAUAUAGGCUAGGUUUAUUAUGACAUUUGUACAGGUAUUUUCUUGUAGGCCUACCGUGUGAUGAUUGGCUGGUUCCGUUCCCGACUGUUCAGUUCAGCAGAACUCCAUUAGAGACGCUCAUGUUUUUUUUUUCAUCCAGGAAGAUUCACCUCUCAUUUUAGAGCAGCAAAUAGCAAAGGUUUGUCAUAAGGCCUAGGCUACUUAAAUGGUUGUAUGAUGCUGUUCGUUAAAAAGGGCUAAACUCAGGCAAAUAGCCUAACUCACAUAGACACAAACUUAAUCUUAUUUGGAUAUUUUAUUAGGCUAAAGGUUUCAUUUAGACUUGUUAUGGAUAAAGAUGCCAGAUGAGAAUUGACAAUCGAGAAUCAGGCUAUUACAAGCAACAUACUGCCUGCUUGUAAUAGACUAAAUAAGCGUUUCUGAAUAGGCUAUAAAUACCACGAUCAAUAGCCUACUGAUACUGAAUAGCCUAUAUUUUACUUUAGGUAACCUAGGCAUCUUGUUUACAUAGCCUAGUCGGACACCAUGCUGUGACUACAGUUUAGCCUUCAGAGUUGUUUGACCGGACCACGCCAUCUCACUCUGGGAGUGGCUCUGUCACCUGCCUGCCUGAGGGUGUGUCAUCCUGAAGAAGACAACUUUCGUAAGCUAAAUACCCAGAGAUUAAGUCUCUGAUGGGCCAUGAUCCACAGCUGAAAUGGGUGGUAUCGGGUAUGGUCCUCACACAGCUUCUGGCCUGUUACCUGGUGCAUGAUCUCAGCUGGAAAUGGGUAUUUUUCUGGGCGUACGCCUUCGGUGGCUGCAUCAACCACUCGCUCACACUGGCCAUCCAUGACAUCUCCCACAACGUGGCCUUCGGUAACAAGCAGGCACGCCUGAACCGCUGGUUUGCCAUGUUCGCCAACCUCCCCAUCGGCCUGCCCUACUCCGCCUCCUUUAAGAAGUACCACGUCGACCACCACCGCUACCUGGGCGGAGACGGUCUGGACGUGGACAUCCCCACGGAGAUGGAGGGCUGGUUCUUCUGCACUCCGGCACGAAAAGUCCUCUGGCUCUUCCUGCAGCCUUUGUUCUAUGCACUGCGUCCACUGGUGGUGAACCCUAAGCCAGUCACCCAACUGGAGUUGCUGAACGCAACCGUUCAGUUUGCGGUGGACUUCGUAAUUUACUACCUGUGGGGACUGAAGCCCAUCGUUUACCUGAUCGCAGGCACUAUCCUGUGCUUGGGUCUGCACCCCAUCUCUGGACACUUUAUCGCGGAGCACUACAUGUUCCUGAAGGGCCAUGAGACGUACUCCUACUACGGCCCUCUCAACCUUAUCACCUUCAAUGUGGGCUACCAUAUGGAGCAUCACGACUUCCCCAGCAUCCCUGGCAGUAAACUUCCGCUGGUGAAGAAGAUUGCAGCGGAGUACUAUGACGGUCUCCCCCAGCACACGUCGUGGGUGCGCGUGCUGUGGGACUUUGUGUUCGACGACAGCAUCGGCCCCUACGCCAGGAUCAAGCGUCAGUACAAGCUCGUCAAACAGGAAUGAAGGCACCAGUCAAGUGACAUGCAUCACAUAGUGAAAACUGUUUGUGUUGCUUUCCUUGUACCGCCUGCCCACACGCAAUAGAGGUUAAGCAAAUGCUCCAGCUCAGGGGGGGGGGGGGGGGAGUUUCGGGACGCUCCUUUUCACAAACACACCUUUAAACUAGGAGGAAAAUGACAUUUGAUUUCAUAUUUGGCUUCCCAAACCUGUUUGUCUUGUUUCUCAGGAUAAUCCUACAGGAUUCUACAGUUUGAUAGUCUAGUGCACAGCUGUACAGAGCUUUGUUAACCUAUACCACUAAAGUCCCAUCAAGCGGUGCAAACCAUUCUGGACCACUGAAUCAUUUCAUUUGUUAUCACCGGUUAGGAUAUGUGUGAUGUGACUAAGGAUGAGAUUAUGAUUUUUAUUCAACAAGUGAAACACCAUUCAUUUGAGAAAUGAGUCCCUAUCCUGAAUAUCUGACCUCAGUUUUGAGGUUCACUUUCUCAUUCAUUAAAACUCAGCCAUGUCUUCAUUCAUUGGGCUGGUUUCCCAUACACGCAUUAAGCCUGGUCUUAAUCCAUGUUAGUUCAAUGUCUAAGAAAAAAAAGAAAGUAAAUAACAUUUUGCUAUAUUGAAUUAUUUAUCCAUUCGAUUUGGAGAGUGGUUGAUUUUGACAGAACUUUCAGAUAUUGGAAGGUUAUUCUAAUUCCAAGUGAUUUGUUUAUUUACUCACAGUGCUAAGUAGACACAGAGGAUUGUGGAGACAAAAUGUCCAUUGUAACGUAUUAAGUUGCAAUGGAUGCCAUUUGGAAUUAAAGCUGUUUACCGCGUGCUGCUAACUCUUGCUUAUGAAGACUGACUGAGCAUAAUGCUCUGAGCUAUAGAAAAAGAAGUCCAGUCACACUCUUUUGAAUAUUUCUUUGCAUAAUGUUUGACAAGAAAAAAUAUUAUUUAUAGUGCUCCUCUAAUGCGUUUUCCCUCCAUAUACCUUGUACUGACAUAAUUGUCUGUUUGCACCUAUUUUAAAUGUCACUGUUUGUUUAAUAGGAUUUUUACAUUAAGAAAAUAAAUGUUUAUAAAAUUGAUUAAAAAGAAGAAUGUAUAAACAAGAAAUCAUGUAUUUCUAAUGAGGUCUUUCUUGUGGAUUUCUUGUUACAAAAUGGUUUGUCCUGUUGAUGGAGAGUUAACUGUGUUCAUAAACUGGUCUUUAGGAACGUCACAC